CGAGCUCCGUUUGUCUCCUCUGACACUGCAGGAGACUCGGCCGGCAAAGCGCCAAAGAUAGCUAUCAUAGAAGCGGGAGGGCGAGUGAGAAAAGGGAGAGACAGGAGAGGGCAGGCGUAGCUUCAGCCACAUUCACCUGUCAGCGUGGAGAAUUUGAGAAAUGCCUUUGCUUUGCCUCUUGACUAGCGUUGUCUUAUUGCUAAUUGUUCAGUGUGGAUCAUGGACAGGGGCGAACCGUUUGGGCCCCUUCAAGGUCUGUCCUAGUUGUAGGGAUCCGCCGGGGGCAGGGAGGCCCCCCAGGGAGCAAAACGUUGCCGGCGGCACGUCGGCGUUGGCCCGGGGAGAGCCCUGUGGCGUGUACACCCAGAGCUGUGCCAAGGGGCUCCGCUGUGUGCCCCCGCCACGGGAGCACAGCCCCCUUCAGGCUCUUUUGCAAGGCAGGGGCGUUUGUGUCAAGUACAGCAAGACCAGUCCCACUGAGAGGCCCCACCCGUCAGGACCUCAUCCUUCACACAGUGGUGACAUUGAAAAAGCACCGUGUCGCAAACUGCUCAACAGUGUCCUGAGAGGUUUGCAGCUGACCAUCAUCCAGUCUGACCGCGACAUUUAUGUACCGAACUGUGACACCCGGGGCUUCUACAGAAAAAAGCAGUGCCGCUCUUCCAAAGGCACGCGGCGCGGCCACUGCUGGUGCGUGGACGAGCUGGGCACACCGGUGCCCUCGCGCGGCGGCGAGGACGGCGUCCUACCGUGCGACGGGCAGUGAGAGCCCAGCCCGCGCUAUGGUUCUGCGCCUGGAUGACGAGGAGGGAAGGAGAGGUGCUCGGGGGAGACGACGGGAGCUUUACCGUGGGCUAGACUACAUGGAUCGGCACCGCCUGGACAGAAGGUAGCAGGGAAAAAACAAAAAACAAAAAAAAAACCACUUCUGUCAGUCGUGAAGAAAGACACGCAGGGAUGAGAACAUCCGCGCCGACGUCCAUCUUGUCCCGGCUGCCGGGUUACGGUCCAUUUGUCUUUUUCGUCGGACGUUAGUUCCCAUCUCAGCGGGCUGAAAUACUGUUAUGCGGGUGAUGUGACACAAUGCUUGACAAAUGUGUCUCCCUCACCAUCCUCUCAAUCUCCCUCUCUCCAAAGAUACACCGAUCUCAUUUGUUUUACAUCCUGCUUUAGGCUUACAACCAUACAAGCUGAUAUAUUUGUAUAUGCCGUGUCUGAAAAAAAUGGUCCAAUGAAAUCCAUCCAGGACGCUUUAUUCGUCAACUCGGUGUGGUGACUGCUUGUGGGCUGAUUGUUUGUACAAAUGUUGAACUUUUGUGCGUUGUGAAGCGGCAGACAAAAAGCGUACAGCUGUUAUUCUUGUCAAAAAGUCGUAAGGUAUAUUUUUAUACACCUCGAUAUAUUUUAUAUAUAAAUUAUUGCUUUAUUUAAGGAACUACAGUAUAAUACCAUGUAUUUUUAUAUUGUUAGCUAUUCCCUAUUUUAAGACAGAUUAUUUGGUUUCAUGUUGGUGGAAGUCUAAUGCUUUCUGAAAAAUAAUUGUACAUCAUAUUUUCUUUACACUUUUUAUUGAUGCUUUGAGAAUGUCCAUCAUACUAUUAUGUUCUGCCCUUCCUAAUACUGUGCUGUGCUUCUGAUUUGAACAGGCAAGACACAAACAAGUCUUGCCAAAUCCCUAAAAAUCGUGUGUUAAGUGGAAUUACAAUUUUGCCAUUUCUGACCAAUCUUGUUGUGUCGAUGUGUUACUGUGAUGGAUGUUUGCACACAAAGGACAUGAAACAUAAUGAUAACAAAUACGGAAACGAAUAAAACAUACAUU
Phycodurus eques (leafy seadragon) is the source of this 1819-nucleotide messenger RNA. RefSeq names its product insulin-like growth factor binding protein 6b (gene igfbp6b). The transcript has 4 exons. The record is from RefSeq and is a predicted model, not a curated record. Gene Ontology annotation, molecular function: insulin-like growth factor II binding; fibronectin binding; insulin-like growth factor I binding. Gene Ontology annotation, biological process: regulation of insulin-like growth factor receptor signaling pathway. Lineage: Eukaryota; Metazoa; Chordata; Actinopteri; Syngnathiformes; Syngnathidae. Gene Ontology annotation, cellular component: extracellular region. The coding region runs from base 161 to 766 and encodes 201 amino acids.